Molecule: messenger RNA, 1182 nt
Organism: Rhagoletis zephyria (snowberry fruit fly)
Lineage: Eukaryota; Metazoa; Arthropoda; Insecta; Diptera; Tephritidae
Product: homeobox protein abdominal-A-like
Source: RefSeq, a predicted model, not a curated record
AUUUUACAAUCAGAAUUUGAGUGUCCUCAUGUUAAGGUUUCGCGCUGUUGCGGCUUAAAGAUAACUUCCGAAGGCUAUGUGGUCACUUUGGCCAAAAAUAAUCACCAUGUGCUGGUACUUAACACGCUUUACGUUCACUGAUCGCAGAUCAAAACCACAACUAGCAGUUGUAUCAGCGGCAGCAGCAAUAACAACAACACUACUGGGGGUAACGUAAGCAAUUUUCCAAUGAAUGUAUCCAAUGGAAAUGGUAGUGGCGGUGGCGUUGGCGUUGGCAGCAGUGGCAGUGCCUAUGAAAGCGUUAACUGCGGCAUUAUCGCAGUCAACAAUGCCAUCAGCAGCAAUAGAUAUACAACGAAUAACAGCGGCAGCACAAGCAGCAGCAGUAGCAAUAAUAACAAUCACAAUGUCAAUAAUCUUCAUCCCCACACUUAUCAGCAACAGCAGCAAUAUAACCAUCCACCCCAACCACAUAAUCACCAUUAUCAUGCAACCCACCAUUAUCAGCAGCCUCAGCAACAACAACAGCAACAGCAACAGCAUAGUUUAAACAGCGCUAGUAUUAUGGGUAGUGCCAUACAUAGCAACAACAAUCAAAUGCAUACUAGCAGCAGCAGCAGCAGCAGCAGCGGCGGCGGUAGUGCGCUACAACGUUCAACGGAUAAUAAAUCUAGCCUCUGGUUGAUGAUGAAUGGUGUAGGUGCGACGGCUGCUGGGGUUGGAGUUGCUGCUGAUAGAGCCUUGCCACAGCCACCGCCCCACGGUCAACACUAAUGUGCGCUGCCAAGACAGUAAAGCGGAACGCAGAUUUGAUGGAUAGCAAGCGUGCUUUUAGCAGGUAAUUGCUUUAAAGCGGCCAAACCAUAAUACAAAUACAAUUUAUAUAUACGUAUAUGUACAUAUUUAUAUAUAAAUGAACCAGUGAAAGCGAAUUAUUCGAUUAUUAAGAAAUGCCUAUAAUACAUAAGUGGAGAUUUCGCCCCAUGCAAAAUACGAUUUUGUGAGUAAAUGUAAAUGAAAAAAUCUAUUUUUAGCAAUUAGAAAAAGAAACAAAUAAGUAUAUACAAACAUACACAAGCAAAAUACACGAUAACACCAAUACACAACACUGCGCGUAGACAAUUUGAAAUCUCAAACGAAGAAAACCAUUUUGAAAUUACGGUAGAUAUCACCAAAAAAAAA